AGCUCUUGAAUGUGAAAACUGGCUAGAGAAUCAGCAAGGAAAUCAGGAGAGACACUUGAGAGAAAUGCUCAGCCAUGUGAAUUCACUCCCCGAAGAAGGAGCUCGCGAGCAUGAUGUUUAUUGGAAAAACCUGAGUCCAAAGUCUGUUCUCACUCAAGACAGAGCUCCCAGAGGAUCCUAUGCCUUCCAUACCCUUGAAAAAAGGUUGAAACAGAAAUCAAACUUAAUGAAAAAGCAAAGAACCUGUAAAGAGAAGAAACCUCAUAAAUGCAACGAUUGCGGUGAACUCUUCACUUACCAUUCAGUGCUUAUCCGACACCAGAGGGUCCAUACUGGAGAGAAGCCCUAUAGCUGCAGUGAAUGUGGGAAAUCUUUUAGCCACAGAGCUAAUUUGACUAAACAUCAGCGAAUUCACAUUGGAGAGAGACCGUAUGAAUGCAGUGAAUGUGGAAAAGGGUUUAAUCGAAGUACACAUCUUGUGCAGCAUCAGUUGAUUCAUACUGGGGUGAAGCCUUAUGAGUGUAAUGAAUGCGAUAAAGCUUUCAUUCAUUCAUCAGCUCUCAUUAAACAUCAGCGGACUCAUACCGGAGAGAAACCCUAUAAAUGUCAGGAAUGCGGGAAAGCCUUCAGCCACUGCUCAUCCCUUACUAAACAUCAGAGAGUUCAUACUGGAGAAAAGCCAUAUGAAUGUAGCGAAUGUGGGAAAACCUUCAGUCAGAGUACACAUCUUGUUCAGCAUCAGAGAAUUCAUACUGGAGAGAAACCCUAUGAGUGUAAUGAAUGUGGGAAAACCUUCAGCCGGAGCUCAAAUUUUGCUAAACAUCAGAGAAUUCAUAUUGGAAAGAAACCAUACAAAUGUAAUGAAUGUGGAAAAGCCUUCAUCCAUUCAUCAGCUCUAAUUCAACACCAGAGAACUCAUACUGGAGAGAAGCCCUACAGAUGCGAUGAAUGUGGGAAAAGCUUUAAGUGCAGCUCAUCCCUCAUCAGACAUCAAAGAAUUCAUACUGAAGAGCAACUCUGAAAAAUUGCUAAGUGUGAAGAAAUGUAAGUUGGCUUUUUCACUGUGUUAAAUACCUGAGUAGUUUAGGUGGGACACCCGUAAAGUCCUGCUCGAGGACCAAUUUUGUAUGCAUCUACUUUUACUUGCAUAACAGAUAGUUUUGAGCCCUAGACAGAAUGUUCUUUUUAUUCAUUGAUUUGAUCAUUAUGAAAGCUUCUGGCCAGGGAUCUCCUAUUUUGAUCCCCCACCACCACUACCAAAUAACCCUUUCAUGGAAAUUCAAGAAAUCCUUGGAAGUGGAUAACUGUAUAAUCAUUGUGAAGUCUGGUUUCUCCCUCUCUUUGUCACAUGAGAGCCUUGUUAUAGCUUCUCACUCUGUAAGGAAAUUCUUAUUUAUAAACAUAGGUGGAGGACUCCUAUCUUUAUCAUCAGGAAGACACAGUUGUUCCCCUUUGGAUCCAAAAUAGAUCUCCAGAUGUACAGCUAGUGUCAUUUCUUCAGGGAGGGUUAUUUCUUUUAUAUUAGCUAUAAAAUGUAAGGUUAAGAGUUGAAAUAUGCUUCGGAUUCCCUCCCUCCCCAAAGGCUACUAUCUAAUUUGAUGAACAUAAAGUAGAAUGUAUUGCAGGUUCUAAGUUAUGUUCUCCUGGAUUAUGCUGCUCAUAAAUUUAGAUAAUUGUUAUCCCUCUGUUGUGUAGAUUUUCAUUUUCUCCUUCCUUGGAAUUUCCCUGAAGUUAAGAGUGGGUCAAAAUCUCAACUGCAGUUUUUGAUCAAAUGCCUCUUUUCGUAUCCUUGGAAUUGAAUGAGUCCUUGGUUUUUCUGUAAGCAAAGUAUUAGGGAUAUUUCAUUUCCAACUCAUUUACAGUUUUUCUGCUUUCUGUAAACCAUGCUUUGUCACUUUGAGAAAAAGCCCCUAGGAUGUUGAGGGUCUGAAAAGUUGAUGAGUUCAAUGUGUUAUUAUAUUUAGGGUCCCAGUCAAGGAGGAGAACUGAAGCAACUCUGAGACACAAGGACACACCUUCCUGUCAGAUAUGGAAAAUAGUUCACAGGACAGUGACUCAAUGGAGGAUAACAGCUUCCCUCCAUGAAGAAGAGGUUGCCAUUUCUCUGGCUUUCAUGUCUACCCACAUUUUGUUGUUGUUAUUGUUCUCCCUAUAUGUUUUUUGGGCUAUGUCCAAGAGCCCUAAAGAAGGUAGAAGAGGCAUGAAACCAUGUGAUAAGCUACACGGGUGAUCAAAAACAAGUGGUGGGAUUGGAAAUGCAGAAGCAAAAGUUCAAAUAAAUAUUUAGCAGAACACUAUA
Enhydra lutris kenyoni (northern sea otter) is the source of this 2299-nucleotide messenger RNA. RefSeq names its product zinc finger protein 286A. Gene Ontology annotation, biological process: regulation of transcription by RNA polymerase II. Gene Ontology annotation, molecular function: RNA polymerase II cis-regulatory region sequence-specific DNA binding; DNA-binding transcription factor activity. The transcript has 2 exons. Bases 65 to 1021 code for a protein of 318 amino acids. The record is from RefSeq and is a predicted model, not a curated record. NCBI's taxonomy places the organism in Eukaryota, Metazoa, Chordata, Mammalia, Carnivora, Mustelidae.